UCCCAUUUCCACUUCCACUUUUUAUAAUUUUCAUGCCCAUUUUCACUUUCACUUUUUUAUUUACAUUACCACUUUCACUUCCACUUUUUCUAAUUCUCAUUCGCACUUCCAUUCCCACUUCCACUCUUUCUAAUCCUCAUUUCCACUUUCACUUCCACAUUCACUUUUUCUAAUUUUCAUUCCCAUUUUCACUUUUUUAUUUUCAUUACCACUUCCACUUCCACUUUUUCUAAUUUUUAUUCCCACUUCCUUUUUUCUAAUUUUCAUUCCCACUUCUACUCCCAUUUUUUCCACUUCUAAUUUUCAUUAGCUGUUGCCAUUUCGACUAAAACUCUUUCCAAUUUCUAUUUACCUAACCAUUUCCACUUUUUUUAAUUACCAUGGAUGGAAAUUAGAAAAAGUGAAAGUGAUAAUGGAAAUUUAAAAAAUUAGGAAUGGAAGUGGGAGUGAAAAUAUAAAAAAGUUGUAAUGAAAAUAAAAAAGUGAGAGAUAAAAUGGGAAUGAAAAUUGAAACAAGUGGAAAUAGGAAUGAGAAUGAAAAUUAGAAAAAGUGGCAGUGGCAAUGAAAAAAAAAACUGGAAGUGGAAAUAGGAAUGGGAAUGAAAAUUAGAAAAAGUGGAAGUAUAGCAAUGAAUAUAAAAAAGUGGAAAUGGGAAUGAAAAUUAGACAAAGUGGAAGUGAAGUGGGAAUGAGAAUUAGAAAGAGUAGAAGUGAGAAUGGAAAUGCGAAUGAGAAUUAGAAAAAAUUUAAGUGAAAGUGAAAGUGGUAAUGGGAAAAUAGUGGCAAAGUUUCUGUGAAAAUAUAUUUUAGAAACUCUUAAUUUUUUUUAUAGGUACUAACGUUAGUAACAUUAGUAACGUUAAUUUUUUCACCUGGGAUAUAAAACAAGGUUAUCAUUAUUUUCAUUUAGUAUAUACUAAAUUCGUUAAUAAAGAUUCUGAAAAAAAUUGAAAAAAAACAUGAAGUAUUUGAAAAUAAUUCUGUUAAUUGUUAUAAUUGUUAAUGGCUAUGUUUCGUUUGCAACUAUAAAAAAAAUUGGAUUUCAUAAUAUGACCUUUACUGAAUUUAAGCAGGCUUGCAAGAAUCAAAAUCAUAGGCUAACUGAAGCACGUAAAAUAACAAACAAUCUUCGUGACGAUUUUACUGGAAAUUGUACAGAUUCUAAUCAUCAAAAGAAGAUUAAAGAUUUAGUUAAUGAAAUAUUGCCUUGUUUUGAUAAUAAUAGUCAGCCAAACGAAGCUGAUUUGGAAACUAUUUAUCAAAAUAUUACAAGAAAUUUGUGCUUUCACUAUGAUAUUGUCAAGCAGCAUCAGGCCAAUCAGAACUGCUUUAAUGGAAAAGAUAAAGUCCAUAAAUGUCAGUUAGCUCAUUAUCGAAAAAAUAAAAAUAUAUCUACUGGUAAACUCUUCUUGACACUGGGAAUGACUCAUUCACACCAAGAGUGCAACUUUAUAAAAAUAAGAAUUGAGUGUUCAUCGAGUGGAAAUGUAACUAGUUGUCCACGUGAAUUUCAAGUUAAACGUGACAAUUUAAUUAACAAUUAUGUUUCGAACUUAAAGUGUGCUUAAAAAAAUUUUGUUUUCUAAAAGCAAAGUUUUAAAAAACUUUAUACUAAAAAAUAAACAUUAUAUAUAUAUAUACCUAUGCAUGUUUCUUCAUUUUAGUCAUUUUUGUUGUAGUUAAAAAAUUAAAUUCAAUAAAUUUUUAAUAUAACUUUA
Leptopilina boulardi is the source of this 1718-nucleotide messenger RNA. RefSeq lists its product as uncharacterized. NCBI's taxonomy places the organism in Eukaryota, Metazoa, Arthropoda, Insecta, Hymenoptera, Figitidae. The record is from RefSeq and is a predicted model, not a curated record. The coding region runs from base 960 to 1568 and encodes 202 amino acids. The transcript has 4 exons.